CGCUCGCCAUGGGCAAGACUUACUUCUGCGAUUACUGUGGCAGAUCCUUCCAAGAUAACCUUCAUAACAGAAAGAAACACUUGCAGGGAGUUCAGCAUCAGCGGGCAAAGAAAUUUUGGUUCGAUUCGUUUCGAGAUAGUGCGACAAUCCUGGCAGAAGAACUUGCCAAAAAGCCGUGCAGAAAGUUUCUACAAUCAGGACAGUGUGAUUUUGGGGCUAAUUGCAAGUUUUCUCAUAUGACAGAUGAAGAUAUUCAGAAGUUGAGACAAAAGGUGGAAGAUGAAAAUAAAGUUGAACAAGAUGACAGGCUAGCUCCUAGCAUUGAUGAAUGGUUGGCUAAGAGAGCCAAACGAAAAGAAAACAAAUCACACACAAGUGAUCUGGAAGAGGAAAAAGAUGACGAUGUGCCUGUUAUGUAUUGGCUACCUCCGGGAUAUCAUGCAGUCCAUGAGUUACCACCUUCUCUACAUCCACCACCUCCUGGAGGCUGGAAGACUGCACUGAAUGUUGAAUGGGGUUAACACACAAGGACAUGUGAACAAUACAAAAGCUUGACUUGUGUUACUUUAACUGAUACACUUGGAAGUUUAUAAGACUUCUGAAGAAGUUUUAUUUGCACAUGCAAGGGCCUUUUCUCACUUGCUGCAUCAUUUUAUUGUAAUUAGUGACAGCAAAGGAGCUGUUAAAAGCAAUUAAUUUUUGAAGUAGAUCUACUAGAAAGACAAGUAUACAUUCAUCAGUUGAGACUGCCUGACAGUACUAAAUGUCUUCUUUAAAACUAGUGGUUGUAGAUAAAGAUUUCUAAAGCAGUAGAUUAUUGCACCAUUCUUAAUUUUCUGAGUUUUCCUGUCAGAUGUUACAUAGAAAGUGCCUGAAGUCUGCCUAGGCCAUAGAAAUGUAAGCUUCAUACUCUGUAGGUUCUAUUGAUAGUGGAUUGUAUUUCAUUUGAAACUAGUGGUAUGUUUCAAAAAUACUCUCUCUGUUUGCACAUGUAAUACAUCUGUCAUAUGUAGUAAUGGGGGUCCCUUGUUAGUAUUUGACCACCACUUGUUAAUUGUCUAAAUAAUAUAGCAACACUACUGAAUUUGAAAUCACAGAAAAUGUGCAAAUCAAAAGAAUGAAUGGUUUGAAAAUCAAAACCAUGAAGGAGUUGGCACUGAAUAAGUACUGAUUGCUGUACGGUUCAGUUGACCCAAAUUUAAUCCUGAUUUUGGCUGGCUGACGAGUUUGCAUGUUUUCUCCAGGACUGUACAGAGCAUGUCUGUUUUCUUCUUGCUUCACCCACCCCGGAGCGAUUGCGUUUCCUCCUACUUCUCACAGAUUUGCUACUAUAACUUACCUCCAGGGUAGGUUGGUUGCAGAAAAAAUGUGAGACAAUUUGCAUAUCGAUUGAAUUGUGUUUUUUUUAUUGAGUUGCAAAUUGCAUCAGAAGCCUAGGCCUGUGACUCUUUUGCUUGAACAGUUGCAACCACAUCCCUACAUUCUGAUUGUGAGGGUUUGCACAAUUUACCAUUGGUAGAAAGAAGAUUUCACUUCUAUUUUCCACCAGUUAAGUAUUAUUUUCAUUUUGGGAGGAUUCAUCUAUUUUUUUUCAAAAUGACUUUGAGGCGAACUGAUAAUUAAAUUUCCAUGUAUUUGUUCGGAUUUACCGAUGAGCAACUAUUGUUUAUUUAAGUUAUGAAUUGGUAGAUGUACAAACUAUGGGCAGGAUUAAGCAACUUGAUCCUUUGAGCCUGCUCCUCCAUUUAAUAAAAUUGUGGCUGAUUAUAACUCAACUAUACAUUGCUGUCUGU
Molecule: messenger RNA, 1793 nt
Organism: Mobula hypostoma (lesser devil ray)
Lineage: Eukaryota; Metazoa; Chordata; Chondrichthyes; Myliobatiformes; Myliobatidae
Gene: zmat5
Product: zinc finger, matrin-type 5
Exons: 5
Coding region: 9-521 (170 amino acids)
Cellular component (GO): U12-type spliceosomal complex
Molecular function (GO): zinc ion binding
Source: RefSeq, a predicted model, not a curated record